GGAGGGAAAGAGAACGGGGAUAGAGAGUGACGGAGUGAUAGAGUUGGAGCGGGAGACGCGGAUCAGGGCGAGGGAAUUUCUCUCGCAUUCCGGGCGCUGCGUGGCUCGCUUCAUUCCAAGGGAGAUAAAUCAAAGACAUUGUUGGAGCAUUGUUAAUCACCGUGUAACACGUGCACGGCUUCAGUGAGGUGAGAAGGUAGACAACGAGACAUCUCAUAGCUGGUUACUUCUUCGGCAAUUCGGAGGUAGCGUGAAGCUACCGUUGAGGCAGGUCGGAACUGCGGAAUUCACACCGCGGCUAAAAAUGCAGGCUUCCGUGUUCAGUACCCUCGAAGCGGUUUCCGUUUGUUGAAGAAAACACACGUCGAAAUGAAACUGGUGUAAAAGAAUUGACACAGUAUUAAGUGAGAUACGAACAAACGAGCAGUUGCAGGCGAAGCAAAGGUUGAGAAGAAUCGAAAUCUGAAAAUGGGCCAGGCGUGGUGCAAGGAGAGGACCACUAAGGCCCAGGACUCAAAGUCACCGUUGGAUAGAGUUUUCGUUAGAUGCGCUCAUCAGAUUUAUCCAUCUUUAAAACAAGAUGGCUCGGUAUUGGGCGGUGCGACGCAACGAGUCACUAGCUCGGAGAUCGGGUACGCGGGCUCGCCCCCCAGGGAGGCCUUGACUCGGGGUCAGAGCGUGGAUUCCAUCGAUAGGCCCUUCCAUCCUAGCGAGUGGGUCGACGUCAACUUGGAAGUGCCGAGUACUCCGAGUUCCGUAAUUACGAACCUAACCGCAAACACGAGCGUCUACCCCACGACGACGCUGUCGUCGACAGUCUCGAAUUUGAAGCAUAAUAUUACGCCGAUCCCACCACCCAGGCGUAGACGAAAGAAUCAUGGACGUCCGCUACCCCCGAAACCUGAUGAGGUUAUCGUUGAGACGCACAAAAAUGGAAAGAUGAAGAAAGUAGAGCCGCUUUACUCAUCGGUAAAGUCACCGAAGGAAAGAGAGGCUUUAAAAAGUAAAGAGAAAAUUCUUGGAGCAUCAGAUGACGGCAAUUCGUCCUCGUUAACGACCCGGGAAGAGUCGAAGAAUACAAGUAAUAACAAUGGCGAAAGUGAUCUGAAGAAUGACAACGACGAAGAGAAGGGAAAUAGGAUAAACGAUCGUAAGGCGAAUCCCGAGUCCAAGGAGGUCGAUACCAAGAGGAUUUCAGAAAGUACGGGGGCAGAGCCCGAGGACAGGAAAGCAGCCGAAGAGCUUGAUAACGAGGGGGAGCACAAGAGCAACAAUUACCGUAAAAACGACGGUGGCAUCAAGGUGGGAGAGGAUGUUAACGGGAAGCGGGAAAACUCGGAUGAGGAGUAUGAGAAAUUUUCAAAGAGCAGAGAGAUGAAAAGCUCGUCAACUCCAAUCGGAUCGCACAAAGAAACUGAGAAAGAAUCAAAUCGCCACGGUAGAAAUUUCCGGGAAUUUGUAACACAGCCAACAGUCGACGAGGAUGAUAUUAUGAACGUAGUUUAUCACAGGCCAAAAAACUACAGCACUGUCAGCCUCCCGAACUACGACGAGCUUGAGGUGGUGAAGAAGGAGGUCGAAAAAAAUUCGGAAGAGGACGCCACUCCCAAUUUGGUCACUCCGAAGAAGCCUGACCGAACGAGGAACGUGAGCACGAUGUCCCUUCCGAUUGCUGAAACUGUCUCGUCUCUGCCUCAGGAGGUAACGGAACGCCUCGAGAAGUACAUGACCAGGUGCCGCAGUUUCGGAAGUCUCCAGCCUCAGGAGAUACUUGAAAAGCUGACGGCUCAAGGCGAACAGAAUGAGAGCUCCGAGGAGGAUGACUGGGAUGGACUCGAUGACUGGGAUCUGGGAACCGUGGAGUACCAUGAUCCCAGCGACGAACGGCCUCCUUGGGAGCCGAGGUCUCGGUUGGAUAAGAGGAAGGCUAUCACACCGAAGUUUACAGUAGGUGGCAGCGAGGUUGUCGCGACAAAGAAGGUGGAAGCCCGGGCGACGACAGCAGUCGAUGUUGAUAAGCAGUCCGAUUUGUUGGCGGUAAAGAAUGAGACCAUUAGGACUCCGAAGUUGGACGAGAAACCAUCGGCCAUUCCCCGAAACGCCUCGUUCGAGAUACCGAAGUCACCGAACUCGUUGAAGUCCGCACUCAAGGCCGAGGCAAGCAGGAAGAUUUCGAUGCCGGCGAAGCUCUCGUCCGAAGAACCAAGCAGCCCCCUUGAAGACUGGUUCUCUGCCCAGGAGAGGUCCGUCAGAUUCUUCGACGCUCCGCAACUCGAAGAGGAGUACGCCAACACACCGGGACACAGGCCGGUGAAGCCUUCGGGUGAUCGAAACCCGGAGGCCGAGUACGACACGAAGAGGUAUCCGUUUAACGGGGUCUUUCCGGGCCCCCUUGACAUCGACACGUUUUUUACAACACCCGGGGAUUUUGGUGGGACGACGAAUUCCAGCGAUGUUCCUGGUCCCCCGAAGGUCUUGACUCGGUCUCUGUCGAACGAGAGCGAGCCUUUCGAGGGAUACGAGGAGAAGGAACUGACCGUCGAUAUCCAGUCGCAGCCUUCCUCGAUCAGCAAACUAUCGAGGACCAUAUCGGACGAGUCUCUGCCGGGAGAAAUGUCUGGAAUCAACGAUUCGCAUGGCGAAAAUACCACUUCCAAGAAGUUGAGAAUUGGUGACACAGGGUCGAACUCAAGGGACUCGAAAACCCCACCACCCAGUCCGGAGCCGAAAAUAAAAGUGGAGAUCUUUGACGACGACGAUUUACCCGGAGUCAGACCCACCAGCCUUAAGAUCUCGAGGGAAGACGAGGGUGACAGUAACCUCAGUUCCAUGACGCCAAGCCUCACCGAACUCGAGGCUGCACUCUCCGACAUGCUCGAGAAGGCAGACCUGGACGAACCUCGUCCUGGCAUCAGUGACGACGAUCACGUCGAGGAUUCCGCGAACUCGAAUCUGCGGCAUUUCGAGGUAGUCGGCGACUCGACCGACGACAAGCCUGUCGAGCCGAAAAUUUUGCCAAAGCCGAUCGAGGGUGAGGUCGACCUGGGACCGGGUGAGGAAAGUGAUCUAUUCGUUCCUCGACAACGAAAGAACAACGGGAAGAUCAGCUUGGGCCAGAUCUUGACUGACGGAGGGAGUCAGGUGACGAGUGAAAAGGUGUCUGGUAAGGUGGAGUCCGAAUCCCCGGCUGGCAAAUCUUCUCCGCGACGAAAAAUGGCCGUCACUCCGAGUAAAAACCCCUUCGAAGAGUCCGACGAGGAUCAGGAAGACGACGUAUCCGAGGCUUCGAAGAUCCCCCAGCCCGGCACUCACCCUGUAAACCCUUUCGACACUGAACCGCCGGAAAAGCCAAGCCGACUGCAUAAGAUUGCCUUGGAUCAGAGCAGCCCCGAGCCUGCUGACCUUCCGACGCCACCCCAACGGAAAAACAAGCAUGGCGCUUCCAGCCCAACGACAAAAACUUCCCCAAAUCACGCGGACAGCGAGUUUCCCAUCAGAGAUUCAGCCCCGCAUCCUAAUGACAGGUUAAUUUGAUACCAAGAGCUUAGAUUUUCGUCGAUACUUCCAUCAACUUCCAUCCAAUUAAAUUUCGAUAAGCUUUCUUGUAACUACACACUACUGCAGGUAAAGGACCCCGCAGAAUCCUUAUCGAAAUUGGACCCCCGUUGGAUUGGCUGGAUUUUUUGUAUGUUACAGUACAUAUCCUCCUGGUCAAAAGUUCUCACGGACAUAAGUCCCAGAGAUCAGCUGUUUCCGAGACAGGCUUCCUAAGGGGGGUGUGUGAAUUUUUUUUUAUAUCUAUGGGUUACAAGAUUACACAUGCAUACUCACAAUCCAGCCAAUUCGACUGGGAGCCAAUUUCCAUAAGGAUUCUGCGGGGUCCUUUAUGGCGACUUCGUCUAAUAGUCCAGAAUUUCUCCGUAACGUCAAGCUGUAAUUUUAUUGUAACAUAGUGUAUAGAGGAGGCCAUACUAGGCCAAGGUAAGGUGCUUUAAUAUUCUGAGCAGUAGAAUGUCAGAAUACUUGAUGUAAUACAUGUAUAAUAAAAAUGUAAUGUAAUAC
Molecule: messenger RNA, 4062 nt
Organism: Diprion similis
Lineage: Eukaryota; Metazoa; Arthropoda; Insecta; Hymenoptera; Diprionidae
Product: cell surface glycoprotein 1-like
Exons: 10
Coding region: 469-3534 (1021 amino acids)
Source: RefSeq, a predicted model, not a curated record